Molecule: messenger RNA, 1442 nt
Organism: Marasmius oreades (fairy-ring Marasmius)
Lineage: Eukaryota; Fungi; Basidiomycota; Agaricomycetes; Agaricales; Marasmiaceae
Exons: 13
Coding region: 26-1426 (466 amino acids)
Biological process (GO): meiotic DNA double-strand break formation; reciprocal meiotic recombination; meiotic DNA double-strand break processing
Cellular component (GO): nuclear chromosome
Molecular function (GO): DNA topoisomerase type II (double strand cut, ATP-hydrolyzing) activity; ATP binding; DNA binding
Source: RefSeq, a predicted model, not a curated record
CUAGACUCCCGUCACUGACUGUACUAUGUUUCAAGAACAUGAAUGUGAAGAAAUAGAAGAUGGAGGUGCUAGGAUUGGAAACAUCAACAUCGCCUCAGAUCUAGAGGAAAUGACUAUCGACUUCUUGUCGCAACUCUGUCAAACCGGAAAGAAGACUACUCCUAGUGACUCGCGUCAAUCAAGCGCUGAAAACUUCGAAGACUCGAAGCCCGUCCCUGUAGCAAGACCUAAGAUCCAAUUGCAACUGACAGAUAGAGUAAAGAGAACGACAUCCGGUGAAUGUGGCACAAAAUACCUCACGUUUCCUCGGAAAACCUCCUCAGGAAGUGCAAAGCCUUUCGGUGAACCUAUAUGCUUUCAACGACAUCCUCGUAACUUUGGUUUUACCGCGACCACUGUAGCUCAAAUUUUUAAAGUCCUCAGCUACAUGCACGAGGCUGUGAUUGAUGGUAUCCCGGCGACCAAACGAGACAUUUAUUAUCGAGAUGUAUCCCUGUUCAAAAAUCAAAGAGUUGUCGACAACCUCGUGGACGACAUCGCGGCGUCAUUGGAUCUGGAACGCUCGGACCUGAAAAUCCGAGCAACUGCUAAGGGGACUUUCUGUGGGUCGGGUUUAACGAUCCAUCUCAUUAACGGUGAAAUAUUAUCCGGCAGUGAUUCUGAGGCUUCCCUCGUACCCGCCGGAGAAGAUAUCGAAUCAUUCAGUGUCGAUGACGAUGUUGAAUGGGUUCUCGUUGUCGAAAAAGACGCUGUUUUCCAGACUUUGUGUCACCACAGGCUCACUGCCCUCACGGCCGGAAAGGGAAUCAUGAUUACCGGUAAGGGUUAUCCUGACGUGGCAACUCGGCAACUCGUUAAAACACUUUCGGAUUGCCUCCCGAAACGAAUCCCGAUUAUGGCCUUUAUGGACGGCGAUGCUUUCGGUAUUGAUAUCCUGUCGGUUUACAAGUAUGGUAGCCGAGCGAUGAGCCACGAAAACGAGAAACUGGCUGCGAAUCGCGUCAAGUGGCUGGGUCUUUGGUCGACUGAACUGUCCAAGAUAGGUAUAGAUAAGGAUGCACUGAUACCAAUUACUGUCCAUGAUGAGAAGAAGGCUUUGUCGCUUCUGCGGAAGAACAUGCCCACUAAAUGGAGGAGAGAACUCAAUCAUAUGUUACACAAUCGGCGCAAAGCAGAGAUCGAAGUUUUAACGACCGCCCGUUCGUUGACCAUCCCCCAAUCGUCCCAUCUGUCCAACAUCACAGGGUCUGCUUCUAUUUCAUCUUCAGAUUCCUCCUUAAAUUUAAACCUUGCCCCCACCUCGUGUCCUGCUCUGCCAUUCUCUGAAUCUCCCAACCUCGCCGCUCGUUCUUCUGGACUGUCUCCGCUACUUCAAUACAUCACGUUCAAGCUUCGGGAAGUGGUCUCUUCAGCCACACGAUCAUAAUGUACAUUAGCACGGC